Messenger RNA from Eublepharis macularius, 1775 nucleotides. RefSeq names its product syncoilin, intermediate filament protein (gene SYNC). The record is from RefSeq and is a predicted model, not a curated record. NCBI's taxonomy places the organism in Eukaryota, Metazoa, Chordata, Lepidosauria, Squamata, Eublepharidae. Bases 223 to 1365 code for a protein of 380 amino acids. Gene Ontology annotation, cellular component: intermediate filament. The transcript has 4 exons.
GGAGGGCCAGCCCGGCCGCCCUGCCUCUCCCCCCGCCUCCUUCCUCCUUCCCCGAGGGAGGGAUCCGGUGUCACCCCUUCCACCGGCAGUGCAGCUGGUCCCCCGAGGCCGAGGCAAGGGACCAGAGGGGCUCCGGUUUCGCACCGGGCGUAUUAAUAGCAAGCAAGAAAGCAGCAGCCCAUUCCGCGCUAAAAGCCCGGCCCGGCCCUGGGAAGGGAAGCAAUGGCAGAUUCCGAGCCCUUUCUAGAACUGGACAUUGUAGAAAACUCCUCAGCACUGGCUGCUGGGGAUGCAAUCAUACCUUUAGAGCUUGAUGGGGCUAUUGUUCCUGAGACUCUGCACAUAGAUCCCAUUGACGUAUCAAUCUCACAAGAUACGGGGAUCAUCGGUAGCCCAGAAGAGCUGCAGGCAGCCACAGCAGGGCAGGAGCUGUAUGUUGCACAGCCACAAGCUAUGAGCAUCGAGGAACUUGGUGAACGUUUUCAGGAGUGCAUUGAAGCUGUUGAAGAGCUGGAGAGGGAGAGGGACCAUCUUAUCCAGGAACUUGUACUACUGCGGGAACCGGCCCUGGAGGAAAUCAAGCAAGCCCACGAAGAAAUCCUCGAAGCAUACAGGUUGCAUGCCAAGGUAGAGCUCGAAAGGGACAGCCUGAGGGAUGAGAUUCGGCAAGUAAAACGGAAGUUGUUCAGGGUGACGCGGGAAUGUGUGGCAUGCCAGUAUCAGCUGGAAACCAGGAGACAUGAUGUGGCCCAGUUUGCUGUCUACCGAAAAGAACUGGAAAACAGGGUCAGCCAGCUCUCGGAGGAACUGUCCCAGCUGAGAGAGACUUGUGAGAAAGAGAAGGAACAGUUCAGCCAGCAACUGAAGGUCCCCAGGCGCCGAAGGGACAGCUGCUAUCUCCGGGAGAGCAGGCGGCUUUCCAUGGAGUUUGAGAGCUUUGUGUCAGAGAGUCGCCAGAGCCUAGAAGAACAGUAUGAGCCCAAGCUGAUGCGUCUCUUGGAACGCAGAGAAGCCAGCAGUAAGGCUUUGCAAAAGACACAGGGUGAGAUCCACAGACUGAAAGAAAGUCUGCGACCACUGCAGGGAGAAGUCAGCAAGCUACGGCUGCAGAACAGAAACCUGGAGGAACAGAUUCUGCUAAUUAAGCAAAAACGUGAUGAAGAAGUCCUUCAGUACAGGGAGCAGGUGGAAGAGAUGGAAGAAAGGCUGAGAGAGUUGAAGAAUGGAGCCCAACUUCAGGAGCGCAAGAAUAAAGAAUUGGAGGAGCUGAAGGCCAGCUUACAUCAGGAGCUAUCUAUUUACAAAGACUGCUUAGAAAUAUAUGGACAGCUCUUCAAGUCAGAAGCAAACCAGGACAAAGACUGAAAUUUGAAACCAUGGACUUUUUUAUAAACAUACUUAAAAAUGCUGUCUCAUUAGUGAGAAUGACAGAAGCAGACCUGAAUUCUAAUACCAACAACAGACAAGACUUCUAAAUGAUGGUUUGCAUCCUCGACUAUCAUGAAAGGAGUUUUGAAUGAACUUCUGGUUUUGUACUUGCACUGGACUGAUUGCCUAUUGAUAUGCAUUACACACAUUUUGAAGCUGAAAUUGAUACAAAAUCAAUGUUCCAGUAAGUAUACAAACUGAUACUGGUGUUCUGUAUAAAAAGCUAUUUGAGAAUGAGUAAUUUAGCUCUUCAAGGCAUCUGCCUAUAACGUUGACAUGUUAUUGAAAGGAAGUAGAAGUAAAACCUUAAUUUUUUUUUAAAUACAAAAGAACAAGUUCAGCGUGAC